Histoplasma capsulatum G186AR is the source of this 2916-nucleotide messenger RNA. RefSeq names its product aspartyl-tRNA synthetase. The coding region runs from base 1 to 2916 and encodes 971 amino acids. The transcript has a single exon. Gene Ontology annotation, biological process: aspartyl-tRNA aminoacylation. Gene Ontology annotation, cellular component: cytoplasm; aminoacyl-tRNA synthetase multienzyme complex; cytosol. The record is from RefSeq and is a predicted model, not a curated record. Gene Ontology annotation, molecular function: aspartate-tRNA ligase activity; RNA binding; ATP binding. Lineage: Eukaryota; Fungi; Ascomycota; Eurotiomycetes; Onygenales; Ajellomycetaceae.
AUGACGGGAUCGAGUCAGGCGGUUCCAAUUGUCGAACAAGGAGCAGGGAAACAGAAUGAAAGGCAUCAAAGGAGUUUAUCCCUCAACGUUGCUAUCAAAACGGCACUUACGAGGCUAAAGGACACGACAAGACCAAACUCUGAUAACGAGUCCCCUUCGUCUCCUCGAAAAAGCCUCGCAAGCUUUUUCCUCGAUAGAGAUGUCGUAUCCUCCAGUGACGAUUUACCUAGUGAUGACAGUGAUUUCAUGAGCAAGAAACAGCAAAAUCGCCAUGAACGGAAACUCAAGAGAGAAUCCAGGGCUAGAAUUAGCGGGGAGAUAAGCGAGCGAUCGGAAUCGCUCAAGAGGGAGCGUGAUGCGCAAGCGGCGCGAGAAGAAACCGAUGAAAUGAAAGCCCGCUAUGGAGAUUUACCGUUGAUGCAGUCGAAACAGCGUCCACGGCAAAAUCUGAUCAAGUUUGACAAUAUCACGCCUCACUCGAUCGGUCAGGAGGUCACGUUCCGUGCUCGGGUGCAUCAUAUUCGUAACAUGUCUUCGAAACUGGUUUUCGUCAUUUUCAGACAGCAAGUCACCACGAUGCAAGGCGUGCUGGCAGAAAAGCCUGGGGUGAUAUCAACUCUCAUGGUCCAAUGGGUCGAGCGGAUCCGAGUGGGGUCGAUUGUCAAGGUUAGAGGGGUACUCUCCAGCUCUAAGGUCCCUGUUACGGGAUGUACGAUCCAUGACGUGGAGCUCGAUAUCCAAGAGCUUCAUGUAGUUGUUCAUAGGGAGGAUCCCAUCCCGUUCAGUGUUUACGAAGCAGAGCUGUUGAACAAAGAUGCAAAGAAUACUGAUGGACGGCGCAACCACGUCCUGGAUCGGACCCGCCUUUCUAAUCGUAUCCUAGACCUGCGAACCGACACCUCCCAAUCCAUAUUCAGAAUCCAGAGUGCAAUCAGCAAUUUGUUCCGUGCUGCGUUGGACGCUCAGGGAUUCAUUGAGAUUCAUACACCGAAAUUACAGAGCUCAGCCACCGAGUCUGGUGCUAGCGUUUUCGAGGUCAAAUAUUUUACAAGGGAAGCCUUCCUGGCUCAAAGUCCACAACUUGCCAAGCAGAUGGCGAUUGCAGCUGAUUUUGAGCGUGUGUACGAGAUCGGCGCUGUAUUUCGCGCUGAGAACUCAAAUACGCAUCGUCAUCUGACGGAAUAUACGGGCUUGGAUAUCGAGAUGGCGAUAGAGGAGCAUUACCACGAAGCGCUGGAGACUAUCGACUCUGUCCUCAAGGAGAUCUUCAAAGGGAUUUAUGGGCGCUAUCGAAGAGAGGUAGACAUCAUCAAAGGCCAAUUCCCGCAUGAAGACCUGAUAUGGCUAGACGAGACUCCAAUCAUACCGUUCGCGGAGGGAAUAAAACUUCUAAAUGACAGCGGGUGGCGCCAAGAUGGUGAAGAGCUGUCAGUAAACGAAGAUUUGGGGACGCGUGAUGAAAUCCGAUUGGGAGAAUUGAUAAAGGAAAAGUAUCACACAGAUUAUUACAUACUGGAUAAAUUCCCCAAGUCCGCAAGGCCAUUUUAUGCCAUGGAAGAUCCUGAGAACCCGAAUUUCACCAAUUCUUUCGACAUAUUUGUCAGAGGCCAAGAAAUUGUUUCCGGGGGCCAGCGCAUCCACGACGAAAAGAUUCUAGAACAGCGAAUGAAGGAAGCUGGUAUCAACCCAUUAGCAAUGGAAGAGUACUUGGAAGGCUUCCGUUGGGGCGCCCCGCCUCACGCCGGUGCGGGAAUCGGCCUGGAAAGAUUGCUCAUGCUAAUAUUGAAACUUGGAAACAUCCGUCUAGCCUCGCUGUUCCACAGAGACCCAAAGAGCUUUCAAGAUAUGCCAGACACGUCACGAAUCCUCCCUUAUCCUGAAUCUUCCACGCUUGAACCUCCAUGGGAGAAGAAAGGCAAUCAGAAACAUACCGGAAUCGACAAGAAUCGCAAAUUCCAACCCUUGGAUGAACUCAUCGCCAACUAUGGUGACGCAACAUCAACCUCGUGGCCCGACGAGAAAUAUAAGAUCUGGCGGGACUAUACAUCCGGUGCAGCAAUAGCAUACGUCCCCAGCACUCACGGCUUCGCAAUAAUUCCUGGCAAUCCAUUAUGUGAUCCGAGCCAGUACGCCAAAGUAAGCAUCCGCUUUCUCCGCUGGCUCAAAGCAGAAACACACUUGAAGCCCAUCUGGAUCCUCUGUUCCCGGCCAGUCGAAGAAAUCCUAGGUGAGAAGUUGGGCUGGCGAACACUUUCUUGCGUCGGAGAAGCCCGUAUCGAUCCAUCGCGCAAUCAAGCUGCGGCGGACGCCGACAUUUCCAAAAAGAUUCGCCAGGCAGAACGUGAGGGCGUGAAGGUCCACCAUAUCCCAAGCGACCGACCGCUUCCAGAAGAUAUCACUUCGAAAAUCGACGCGCGGAUCAAAGAAUGGCGGGAAAACCGCAAGGGCCCUCAGAUAUAUUUGUCAGGUAUCAAGCCUUGGCGAAGCCCGCGCAAUUACCAGUACUACUAUGCCGCCGACAAAAAUGGAACCGUCUGCUCCUUCGUCGCGUUAGCCAGGCUGGGAGCGAACCACAUGCAGAUCAAAUAUAGUCUGGAUUUCCCUGGCGCACCGUCGGGGUCUAUCGAGUACCUCAUCACUCAUGCCAUUCAAGCUACAGGCAGGUCCGGCGUCAAGUCACUGACGUUUGGCGCGGGAGCGGCUUCAAAUCUAAUACCGGGACAUAACAUGUCUUCGGCCAAAGGAAAAGUGCUCCAGACCACGUAUGAUACCCUCGUCAAACAGUUCGGGCUGAAUCGCAAGACAGAGUUCAGAGCUAAGUUGGGCGCUUUUGAGGAGCCCCUUUUCAUUGCUUACCCACGCCAUGGAAUGGGUUCCAAGGGCAUAAGGGCUAUUUUGAAUUUCUUUGAAGACUGA